AUGUCAGGUUAUGUGACUGUUAAUCGUCUUUCACUCGUUCAAUUACAUAGUGAAGAACGUAAACAACAAGCUCAUUUAAAAAAAAUUGCUGAAAUGCAACGUCGCGGUGGUAUAGAUAAUCGUGAACCUGCAUAUUUUCCUCAUCUUAAUCAAAGUUUGAAUAAACAACAAAAGCAAAAAGUUAGAGAAAUUGCCAUAGAAAAUUCUGCUAAAUCAAAAAAAUUAAUCGAUAUCAUGCAAUCAAAAGCAGCUUAUCCACCACCACCACCAUUUCAUCUUAAAAAUUCAAAUCGUCGUCGUCCAACAUUAACUUCAUCACAAGAUAAUGGAGAUUAUGUUGAAAGAAUUUCAAAAGUAAAAGGCAUAUAUGAUGUACGUAAAUGGAAACAAGGCUUCGAAGAACAUAAAGAACACUUAAAAAUAAGUAAAAAUAAUAAAUUAUUUACACCACGUGAUAUCGGUAUUAAUCAACAACGAAUUCAAGUUAAUUCAGUAGCUAAUAGCAGAAGAUCAACAGUUUCAUCAUCGACACAUAAUAUGCAUCAUUCAUUUAACAAUAAUAAGUGA
Molecule: messenger RNA, 567 nt
Organism: Rotaria sp. Silwood1
Lineage: Eukaryota; Metazoa; Rotifera; Eurotatoria; Philodinida; Philodinidae
Source: the annotation of a GenBank genome assembly